AUGCGAGAUUUCUGUGAUGCAUCGUACAUGAAAGAUUUAGUCAGAAAUAGAGUUGUCAACGGAAUAUUUUUGCAGCUUGUUCUGUACAUGGAUGAUAUUGAAAUUGUUAAUCCAAUUGGAAGUCAUACAAAAAAACAUAAGGUUACCAUGAUAUACUUUACACUUGCAAAUAUUCCGCCAGAGUUUCGAUCAAAAUAUGAGGCUAUUCAGUUGCUUGCAGUAGUGAAAAGUCAGGAUGUAAAGGAAUUUGGGUUAGGGAAAAUUCUUCAUGAUUUUGUUGAAACAAUGAAUAGGUUGAAUACCACUGGUAUUGAUUUCUCAGUAAAUGACAGAAAUGUGACAGUUUGGGGUGGUUUAAUUAUUGCUCCUGCAGAUACACCUGCUGCUCAAUAUUUAGGUGGGUUUAAAGAAGGGGUUGGAUUAUCUAAUAAAGUAUGUAGGACAUGUAAUACUUCGCGAAAUGAAAUGAAGUUAAAAUUUCUUGAUGCUGACUUCCAGAAGAGAACCACAGAUCAGCAUUUGGAACGGCUUAAUCUUUUAACCCAAAUGACUACAAUGGCUGCCAAAUAUUGGAGCAAGACAUGGGGAAUAAAUGGUAGGAGUCCUUUACUGGAUAUACACGGCAUUGACUUAGCAGCUUGUCUUGUUCAGGAUCCCAUGCAUAUUUUAACUGAGGGUCUUCUUUCGAAAGAAGUUUGCCUCAUACUGUACAAUUUUAUUGCAGUUGAAAAAUAUUUCACCUUGGCCUUUUUGAAUAAUGCCUUGGGUGGAUUUAGUUACACUUACCUGGAAGAAAAAAAUAAACCAGAGAAGAUAAAAAGUGAUGACCUUUUGAAUGGAAAGCUAAAACAGACAUCUGCCUCUUUGUUGAUACUGUGUUGCAUAUUACCGAUAGUGAUAGGUAAGAAGGUACCAACAGAAAACAGCAAAUGGAAAAAUUUUCUCAGGAUUGUUCAGAUAACUCUGUUGUCAACUAGCCCAUAUGCAUCUGAAGAUACUGCUGCAGAAUUGGAGCAGCUCAUUUAUACACAUCAUUGUGAAUUCAAAAAGGAUUACCCGAAAUCGCCCUUGACACCUAAAUUCCACUAUUUGGUUCACAUUCCCAACAGAUAUUGA
Messenger RNA from Ruditapes philippinarum (Manila clam), 1116 nucleotides. RefSeq lists its product as uncharacterized. The record is from RefSeq and is a predicted model, not a curated record. The coding region runs from base 1 to 1116 and encodes 371 amino acids. Lineage: Eukaryota; Metazoa; Mollusca; Bivalvia; Venerida; Veneridae. The transcript has a single exon.